Morchella importuna is the source of this 576-nucleotide messenger RNA. RefSeq lists its product as uncharacterized. The transcript has a single exon. NCBI's taxonomy places the organism in Eukaryota, Fungi, Ascomycota, Pezizomycetes, Pezizales, Morchellaceae. The record is from RefSeq and is a predicted model, not a curated record. The coding region runs from base 1 to 576 and encodes 191 amino acids.
AUGACCCCCACCGCACGUGAAACAAACGAGCCCACUCCAGAGACCAUCAACCGCCAAUUUCUCUUCAUCCUCCUCUACAUACUCUCCUUCUGCAUAUUCAUCCUAGUCAUCAUCGACAACGCCCAGAACUCCUCCCCGGACCCCCGCCUCUUCCCGCAUCCCACCACCCCGCGCGGAUACUACGACCCCACCCCCUUCACACCAACCUACACCUGUCGCACGCCGACCUUUUUCCGCCCCAGUCCCGCCCGCGACGACGUGCGCCUCGCCGCCCUCCUCCUCAAGCACCACGCCUCCAAGGGCGACACCUGCGUGCAGGACAACAAGCGCUUUGCGAGCUGGCCGUGGGCGUGUGUGCAUCUGUACACGUUUGGGACGGCAAGCAUUGGGAUGUGUGGGCCGCCGGGGGCGAGCUUGGGGUGUGAGCAGGUGGCGGAUAUGGUUUUGGGGAUUGAGGAGGCUUGUGUUGAGGAGGAGGAGGAGGAGAGAUUAUUUGCGACUUCGGUGAAUGAGGCGGGGGGAAUGGCGGUGUGGGGGGCAGGGGGGAGUAUGGUGUUUGUGCAGCGGAGUGGGUAG